This is a messenger RNA of Trypanosoma brucei brucei TREU927, 1233 nucleotides long. RefSeq lists its product as hypothetical. The transcript has a single exon. NCBI's taxonomy places the organism in Eukaryota, Euglenozoa, Kinetoplastea, Trypanosomatida, Trypanosomatidae. Bases 1 to 1233 code for a protein of 410 amino acids. Gene Ontology annotation, molecular function: protein binding. The record is from RefSeq and is a predicted model, not a curated record.
AUGACGUCCCAAAAUCCACCGCCCCGACCACCUCCAACAACCCCUGCAGCAACUCCCGGUGGUGUGCAGUACAACACCAGAAGGGAGAGCGAGGCAGUUGCCAUUGAGCAGCGGCGUCAACAGCAGCAACGGGCAACAGAUGCCCAGCGGCGUGGUGAAGAGCCAUUGCCGGAGCAAUCGGAGUCUGAAAUGGCGCGCUGGUGGCCGGAGGAAAAUCAAAACUGGUCGGGGAGAAUGUUUGCUUCUCCGCUAGACAAAAACAAGAAGAAGUUUGAUGGCAUGUUUGUGCCGGAAAUGAAAGAGGUGCACGGCCCUGACAAGCCGUUGGAGCUGAGUUAUGCUGGCGAUAACUUCUUCCUCAAUCCGGAUUUUCAUAUGGCUGAUGAGGUGUUUGAUGAAACCCGUCGGUUUGUUCCGCCACCAAGCUUCGAUCCCGCAGUGGAUGAGAUUGAUGACGAGGGUUUUGUGGAUGGACAAGUUAUGUUUGACAUCCAGAAGGCUGUUGAUGAGGACAGACGGCGGUUAGAAGCAUUUGGUAACCCUUUACUUGUUGAGGACCAAGUGGAUUACCUCCUUCAACCGCAACGUGAGGGGCAGGAAAACAUCCAGCAGCGGCAGGAGUUCAAUGGUUUCGUGCACUGGGGCCUGCUGCACGGUGCGCAUAUGAUCAUUGAAGAAAAUCAGGACUACAAGAAAGCGCACGAAUUUGUGAAUCGCUACAUGCGGGACAUCGACCUCUUUCAAAAAUGGUUGGAGCACCCAAAGGUGCGGGCACACAUUCAGAAAAAAUUUGGUGUUGAUAUGCAUGCGAAGUUCGACAAGCUUAUGGCACUUGUUAUGGCAAUGUACGCCCGGUCUAAAAUACAAGUGUAUGAAGAUGACCCAGCAGGAGCCCUGAAGUCCCUAACGGCGUGCAUGAGUUUCAUCAAUGAAGGAGCGGAUCUUAAGAAAGAAAGGCAUCGCAAGGCGAUUGGAGCCGUCCUCGCUGCCCGCGGUAUGGUGUAUUGCAAACUCAAAUCAUACGACCGUGCUGAAGACGAUUUAACAAGGGCAUUACGAUUUGUUAAUCAGAAGCGGUGUGCGACGUUGUUUCAACUCCGUGCUGAGGCACGCGAAGCGUUGGGUCGCAUCGAAGAAGCUCGACUGGACGAAGAAAGGGCUGCGGAAAUUUGGGAGAAUGCUGAGGUGAUUGCUCCUGGUAUGAGCGGAAAGCCGUACAAGUUCGUUUUGUAA